ACAUUGCCGGAAUCUGCUCUUAAUUAAGUUGUUUGUUUUUGUUUUUGUGUGAGGAUUACAUAUUGUAAAUGUUCGUGUUAUAGAAAUAGAAAGAACAUAUCAAUGGAUUUCCACUAAUUUAUUAAUGAGAGAUGAGGCUUCACAAAAAAGUUAUAGCUUUAACUAGUAUUAUUGCUACAUUUAUAAUAUAUUUAAUUUACCAUGGUAAUUUUCCACAGCCUACAAGUAUUUUUCCUUCGCAUACUACGAGGAAAAGAGUUGUGCAGUAUAGAACGGAGAUUUAAUAUAGCAGUAGUCGCAUGCGGACAACGGUUGCAGGAGACGCUGACGAUGAUAAAGUCUGCCCUGCUCUUCAAUCACUACAAAGACAAGUUGCACUUCCUAGUGUUCUCUGAAGAUCAGUUGGGAAUCAGUUUCAAGGAAAAAUUAAGUGACUGGAAAUCACUUAUACCAGAUAUUUUCGAUUUUGAUGUUUUACCUUUGCGAUUCCCGCCAAACAGUGAAACUGAAUGGAAGACUCUCUUUAAACCAUGUGCAGCUCAGCGUCUAUUUUUACCGUCAUUGCUGCAAUCUUUUGAAUCGCUCUUAUAUGUGGAUACCGACAUAAUAUUUCUCUCCCCCGUUUCUGAAGUUUGGAAUUUCUUAGCGAAGUUUAACGAAAGCCAAUUUGCCGCCCUUACACCGGAACACGAAGAUCCUAACAUUGGAUGGUAUAACCGAUUUGCACGUCAUCCGUAUUAUGGAUCUCUGGGGGUUAACUCUGGUGUGAUGUUAAUGAAUUUAACCCGAAUGCGUCAGUUUAAAUGGGAAGAGCAUGUCUUGCCCAUACACCGAGAAUAUAAAUUACGAAUCACAUGGGGAGAUCAGGAUAUAAUAAACAUCCUUUUUUACUAUCAUCCAGAGAAGCUGUAUAUAUUACCAUGUGAAUUCAAUUACCGCCCGGAUCAUUGCAUGUAUAUGAACGUGUGUAAUACAUCCACCAAUGGCAUUAAAAUCAUACAUGGCAAUCGUGGUUAUUUUCAUUCCAAUAAGCAACCACUAUUUCGCGCAGUUUUCGAAGCGAUUGAAAAUUAUCAGAUAGGGAAUAAUCCCUACAUAGAUUUUUUGAUACCACUACUUAAUGCUUUGGAGGAUCCACUAGUUUUGAAAUCGAAUUGUGGAAAAUUAAGGAAAGAAGCAACACUUACGGCGUCCAAAAUUUUUAUUGAACAAUAAAAUUAGUAAAAGUAUCGAAAUAUUUUUGAA
Molecule: messenger RNA, 1245 nt
Organism: Stomoxys calcitrans (stable fly)
Lineage: Eukaryota; Metazoa; Arthropoda; Insecta; Diptera; Muscidae
Gene: shams
Product: glucoside xylosyltransferase 1
Exons: 4
Coding region: 202-1215 (337 amino acids)
Biological process (GO): protein O-linked glycosylation via N-acetylgalactosamine
Molecular function (GO): UDP-xylosyltransferase activity
Source: RefSeq, a predicted model, not a curated record